Neoarius graeffei (lesser salmon catfish) is the source of this 7328-nucleotide messenger RNA. RefSeq names its product adenylate cyclase 5 (gene adcy5). Gene Ontology annotation, biological process: adenylate cyclase-inhibiting G protein-coupled receptor signaling pathway; intracellular signal transduction; adenylate cyclase-activating G protein-coupled receptor signaling pathway. Lineage: Eukaryota; Metazoa; Chordata; Actinopteri; Siluriformes; Ariidae. Gene Ontology annotation, cellular component: plasma membrane. The record is from RefSeq and is a predicted model, not a curated record. Bases 225 to 3860 code for a protein of 1211 amino acids. Gene Ontology annotation, molecular function: adenylate cyclase activity. The transcript has 21 exons.
GCAAUUGCUUAUGUAAAGCCCCCCCUUAUUUAUUUAUUUAUGAAUUAUUAUUAUUAUUUUUAUUAUUAUUCAUCUGGAUUUGAAACAACACAUGCAUGGCUGCUUUUUAAAUCCGAUUUUAAGCAUCCUGAAAUGCGGCGUCUUUCAUGAACCUCUCUGAUCCCGUACCGUUCAGUGUUUUUCUGGAGAAGUGGUGUAGCGGGUGAGAGCUCGAAUCUCAUAUCAUGUCCAGGUCGAACAGUGUGAGUCCACCGGGCGUGGGAGCGCCGGUCCUGAGGGGAGGACACGAGCACAGAUCGGCCUGGGCAGAAGUCGAGGCCCUUUCGAACGGAUGUCCAUACUCGGCUAGGUCGAACAGAAAGCUAACGCGCACCAGCAGCCGCUGGAGGAGGGAGGAGGAAGAAGAAGAAGCAGAAGAGGAGGAGGAGGAGGAGGUGGUGGAGGAGAAGAAGAUCGCCGAGCGCCAGACGGGACGCACGGCCUCUGUGGUGGCCCGGGUCAGCUUCAGGUCCAAGUCUGCGUGGCAGGAGAGCGGCGGGAGGCAUGAGCGCUCAUCGCCGCGCCACGAAGAAGUGAGACCCAAAUCAGUGGAGCUCGGCUUGGAGGAACGGACGAGGACCAAGUGCAGGGAGGAGGAGGAGGAGGAGGAGGAGGUGGCGCUCGCGCCCGACGUCGCGUUCUCCUUUGGCGCGUGCUGUCGCGGCGCCAUGCACGUCUUCAAGUCUAAGAAGUUCCAGUCUGAGAAGCUGGAGAGGCUCUACCAGCGCUACUUCUUCCGCCUGAACCAGAGCUCACUGACCAUGCUAAUGGCUGUACUGGUGCUCGUGUGCGCCGUCAUGCUCGGUUUCCACUGCGCCGCGGGGCCGUACCACCUCUCUUACGUGAUCGUGUUUUCAGCGGCCAUCGCGCUCGUGUUUGCGCUCAUGGUGGCGUGCAACCGCACCGGGUUCCACCAGGACCACAUGUGGGUGGUGUGCUACGUGGUGAUCGCGGCGGUGCUGCUGGUGCAGGCGGUCGGCGUGGUGCUGGUGCGGCCGCGCAGCGCCUCCGAAGGCGUGUGGUGGACCGUGUUCUUCAUCUACGUCGUGUACACGCUGCUGCCGGUGAGGAUGCGCGCUGCCGUCAUCACGGGACUCACGCUCGCCGCGAUUCACGUGCUGGUCUCCUGGAAACUCAACGAGAAGGACGAGAAGUUUUUGUGGAAACAGCUUGUGGCCAACGUGUUGAUCUUCUCCUGCACCAACAUAGUAGGUGUGUGUACACACUACCCAGCAGAAGGCUCACAGAGGCAGGCUUUCCAGGAGACAAGAGAAUGCAUUCAGGCCCGUCUGCACUCCCAGAGAGAAAACCAACAGCAGGAACGCCUUCUCCUUUCCGUGCUUCCCCGCCAUGUUGCCAUGGAGAUGAAAGCCGACAUAAAUGCCAAGCAGGAGGAUAUGAUGUUUCACAAGAUCUACAUCCAGAAGCACGACAACGUGAGUAUCCUCUUUGCUGACAUCGAAGGAUUCACCAGUCUGGCAUCUCAGUGCACGGCUCAGGAACUGGUCAUGACCCUGAACGAGCUGUUUGCAAGAUUCGACAAACUGGCUGCAGAAAAUCACUGUCUACGGAUUAAGAUCCUCGGGGAUUGCUACUAUUGCGUAUCGGGCUUGCCAGAGGCCCGCGCUGACCACGCUCACUGCUGUGUGGAGAUGGGAGUGGACAUGAUUGAGGCCAUCUCAUUGGUGAGGGAAGUCACUGGUGUCAACGUAAACAUGCGAGUGGGGAUCCACAGCGGCCGAGUCCACUGUGGGGUCUUGGGUUUGAGAAAGUGGCAGUUUGAUGUCUGGUCCAAUGAUGUCACGCUGGCAAAUCAUAUGGAAGCAGGAGGAAAAGCGGGCCGUAUCCAUAUAACUAAAGCUACUCUGAACUAUCUGAAUGGUGACUAUGAUGUGGAGCCUGGCUUUGGUGGAGAAAGGAAUGUCUAUCUGAGGAAGCACAACAUUGAAACGUUCCUAAUAGUGGGAUGCAGCCAGAAGAGGAAAGAAGAAAAAGCCAUGAUUGCCAAAAUGAAUCGGCAGCGGACAAACAGCAUCACCCACAACAGCUCACACUGGACCGACCGGCCAUUUUAUAACCACCUGGGGGGCAACCAGGUCUCUAAAGAAAUGAAGAGAAUGGGAUUUGAAGACCCCAAGGAUAAACAUUUCAUUUUCAGAAAUACUCAGGAAAACCUGAACCCUGAGGAUGAAGUGGACGAGUUUUUGGGCCGUGCCAUUGACGCUCGCAGCAUCGACCGCCUGCGCUCUGAACAUGUCAAGAAGUUCCUGCUGACCUUCCGGGAGUCUGAUCUGGAGAAGAAGUAUUCUAAGCAGGUGGAUUCGCGAUUUGGAGCAUACGUAGCCUGUGCCACGCUUGUCUUCUUGUUCAUCUGCUUUAUCCAGCUUGCCGUCGUACCACCCUCCAACCUGAUGAUCGGAUUCUACGUGUCAUGUUUCAUCGUUCUCAUGGUCGUUAUGUUCGUUUCAGUCAUUUACUCCUGUUUUGGGCUUUUCCCUGCGCCCCUGCAGCACCUCUCCAAAAGGAUUGUCCAGUCCAGACUCAACAGCACUCUGGUGGGGGUCAUUACCAUCAUACUGGUCUUUCUCUCUGCCUUCAUAAACAUUUUCACAUGCAGCACUGAUAAUCUCAAAUCGUGUUUGAGCCAAGAGUUUAAUAUCACCCGGAACAGUGUGAACGCCUGCCAUGUGUUCAGGUCUGCCUUUAACUACUCGCUGUCGUCCCAGAGCCCUCUGUGCUACAGCUCCUCGCCUCCCUGCAACUUCCCCGAGUAUUUCUCCUCAUGUGUGCUGCUCAGCCUGUUAGCGUGCUCGGUAUUCUUGCAAGUAAGCAGCAUCGGGAAGCUCUUCCUCAUGCUCUUCAUUGAGAUUCUGUACAUCCUCAUUAUGGAAGUGCCAGAGGUCAACCUGUUUGACAAUGCAGACCUGCUGGUGAUGGCCAACGCCAUUGAGAACGGUGAUGGAACAAGCUGUGGGACAGACAGGGUUCCCCUGAAGAUCAUGACCCCAGUGGUCAUCACAGUUUUCGUGCUGGCUCUCUACCUACACGCACAGCAGGUGGAAUCCACUGCCAGGCUGGACUUCCUGUGGAAAUUACAGGCCACAGAGGAAAAAGAAGAAAUGGAAGAGCUUCAGGCAUACAAUCGGCGUCUCCUACACAACAUCCUCCCUAAAGAUGUGGCUGCUCAUUUCCUGGCUCGGGAGCGGAGAAAUGAUGAGCUCUACUACCAGUCAUGCGAGUGUGUAGCCGUCAUGUUCGCCUCCAUCAGCAAUUUCUCAGAAUUCUACGUCGAGCUGGAGGCCAACAACGAGGGUGUAGAGUGUCUGAGGCUUCUUAAUGAGAUCAUUGCUGACUUUGAUGAGAUCAUCAGUGAGGAUCAGUUUCGUCAGCUGGAGAAAAUCAAGACCAUCGGGAGCACGUAUAUGGCCGCGUCUGGCCUGAACGACUCCACCUACGAUAAGGUCGGUCGCUCACACAUCCGUGCUCUGGCCGACUACGCCAUGCGUCUCAUGGACCAGAUGAAGUACAUCAACGAGCACUCUUUCAAUAACUUCAAAAUGAAGAUUGGUCUUAACAUAGGUCCAGUUGUGGCUGGAGUAAUAGGGGCUCGUAAACCCCAGUAUGACAUCUGGGGCAACACAGUGAACGUCGCCAGUCGCAUGGACAGCACGGGAGUUCCUGAAAGAAUACAGGUUACCAGUGACCUCUACCAGGUCCUCCAUUCCUAUAACUACUCCCUGGAAUGCAGAGGAGUUGUCAAAGUCAAAGGCAAGGGAGAAAUGAUGACGUAUUUCCUGAAUGGUGGACCAAGCAGCAGUUAACAAAAACCUGUGUCUGACAGUCAUGACACUAAAGACAUGAAGUGGCUUGACGUGUUAAUAGAAAGCAAGGUGCUGAGCAUCAGAGUCUCUUUGCUCUGUCUGUAGAGACGGAGGAAUUGUUUAAAGAUGGCUCAUGGAGCAUUUUGACCUUUCCACAUAUUAAGGCCUAAACAGAGGAAAUCCUCAAGGGUGAAGGUCAAGCUGUGGAGAAAGGAAGUUGGAAAAUCUGUCCACAUCCACCGAAACAUCAUCGUUAGGAGAGACCAAAGAAAUGCAAAAGAAUCGCAGAAAUGCCAGGCGGGUCACCUGUUCAAACUUGCGGCAGAGGGUCAGCGCUCGGACCCUGACUAGAGCCCGUCCUCAAAACGACAAAACUGUCUGACGGCACUGAAUUUGGAAAGUAGGCCAAUGGUUUAUGUGUAUAUGAUGCAUCUAUGAUCUUCGGGAAGCAAUCUGUGUUUUUACAGUCUCCUUGUCCUCAAACUCUGUUGAGCUAAACAUGCUGGUGCAGGAACUGCGUGUUCUCCAUCCUUCUCUGGUCCAGCGCUGGAGGACUGCUGUGGAUACCAGUAAGGAGAACUGACUCUCCAGUAACGAGUGUUCUGUGUCUGGCUACUUCAGAAUGAGUCUGCUCUGUUUUGGGUGUAUGUUCUCACACACACACGUAGACAGAAAAGUGUUUUUCACAGAAGAAACUGCACACCCACUGACUCAGCUGAAGACUCUGGAGGAUAGAAAUAACGGUCAAACCUGCAUUUAUUUUGUAUCUUUGAGAUUUUGUAUUUUGUCUCAAAAACCAAACCUUAUCAAAGCUAUUUUAGAUUCUAUAUUUUGUACAUUAAUAUAUUAGAGCGAUGUCUAUAAACAGAGGUGUGUAUUCAGAUGUAUAUAUCUAAAGAAAAUUGCAACAAUCAUGUAUAUUUUAAUGGGAAAGUUCGUUUUCUUUCAUCUUUACUCUUCUUUUGCAUUGAAGCUAUUUCAGGUUCACAACAUUUUUUUUUUUUGAGAGAGAGAGAGACAGAGAGUGAGAAAAAUAGUGUCUUUUAUCCAACAGUGUGUCUCACGGUAGAAAAAUUGCCGGAGUUUUUUCACAGCCAAUGUUGUUUAAACCAGUACAGAUCAGAUCUUGCACCCUACAGCAAGAGUCUGAUGUAUUAAGUGGGAAUGUACUCGAUGCCCCACACCUCUUUGGCCAUUUUUGCACUGCACCUCUGCCUUUCUUAGUGUAUCAUACACUGCUUCCCCCUUCCAGCUCGAUCAGAUGGUACGACCCAAUGAAUGUUCAAUUUCUCCAGUGAGGCCUUCAUACGUACGGAACACUGAGUGACCACUAAACAUCAGUGCCAUGCUCAUCAGGAGUCCUAAGGCAUUCUUCAUUUCAACUGGAAGGAUUCUUCAGCGUGUUAUUACCAAGUACAGGCAGACAGGCGCCAUAUUAUCCAAUUUCUUAUCUUUAAUGAAGAAGUUGAUUGAAGAUGCUAGUUGAUAUCAGUCUUUAUUAAUUGUCUGUUACAGCAUGUGCACUAUCAGGUUUUCACCUUGAAGAACCGUAUACUGUAUGGGAAUAGAAUUUAUUUAUUUUCCUUUUUGACAUUCAGUCACAACUUUACUACUGUGUGGGGCAUCAAAAAUUAAUUUCUCUUUGCAGGGGAAAAAAAAUGCAGUGCCAUAUAGUUACUGUCACUUUGUGAACACCCAGAAAAGAGAAGCUGCAGUGAUGUCAACAGUGUGAGUCUGUUUUAUUUUAAAUGUGCAGCACUCGGAGGCCUUUGGAUCGUGGUCAUUGCAGGUUCAGCUCAGUUCAUCCUCCUGUUAUGUUGUUUCCAGGUCAGAUUUUCCUGAAUUACAUACAGUACUGUGCAAAAGUCUUAGGCACCUUUUUUUUUUAAGUACAAACUUUGUUAUAGACUUUUAUUUUAUGACUUCUACAUUAUGGAACCAGAACAAAAACACUUUAGAUUUCCAAACAUUAGUUUUCCAGCAGGGGCGGCACGGUGGUGUAGUGGUUAGCGCUGUCGCCUCACAGCAAGAAGGUCCGGGUUCGAGCCCCGUGGCCGGCGAGGGCCUUUCUGUGCGGAGUUUGCAUGUUCUCCCCGUGUCUGCGUGGGUUUCCUCCGGGUGCUCCGGUUUCCCCCACAGUCCAAAGACAUGCAGGUUAGGUUAACUGGUGACUCUAAAUUGACCGUAGGUGUGAAUGUGAGUGUGAAUGGUUGUCUGUGUCUAUGUGUCAGCCCUGUGAUGACCUGGCGACUUGUCCAGGGUGUACCCCACCUUUCACCUGUAGUCAGCUGGGAUAGGCUCCAGCUUGCCUGCGACCCUGUAGAACAGGAUAAAGCGGCUAGAGAUAAUGAGAUGAGUUGAGUUUUUCAGCACUGGGCGACACAGUGGUGUAGUGGUUAGCACUGUCGCCUCACAACAAGAAGGUUCUGGGUUCAAGCCCAGUGGCCUUUCUGUGUGGAGUUUGCAUGUUCUCCCCGUGUCUGCAUGGGUUUCCUCCGGGUGCUCCGGUUUCCCUCACAGUCCAAAAGACAUGCAGGUUAGGUUAACUAGUGGCUCUAAAUUGACCGUAGGUGUGAAUGUGAGUGUGAAUAGUUGUUUGUCUCUAUGUAUCAACCCCAUGCUGAUCUGGCAACUUGUCCAGGGUGUACCCCACCUCUCACCCACAGUCAGCUGGGAUCGGCUCCAGCUUGCCCGCGACCCUGCACAGGAUAAGCGGCUAUGGGUAACGGAUGGAUAGUUCUCUGGCACAAAAUUAAAUGUUACAGAAAAAUGUUUGUAUGUCAGUAAAGAAAGCAGCAAAUUACACACUUUUCAGACAAAAACAUAAUGAAGACUGCUGGGUUUUGGUGCAAAAUUAAGAAGCGAGUGCGACAGACAAAGUGUCCAGAUGCUGGUUCUGCAAGAUGCUCAGUAAAACCUACGGCUCAUUUCCUUAUAAAACUGCACUCAUUGUACCCGAGACUACUAUUUAUUUUUUCUUUAAGCAAAGGGUCGUCACACCAAACACUAACUUUUUUCAUGCAUUACUGCUUACUGAUCUUUAUGGUAUUUUUUUUUUAUGUAAAAACAUUUGAUUUCAUUACUUUUGAAGGCAUAUUUGCUCUACAGCAUGUGCCUAAGACUUUUGCACAGUACUGUAUAUUGACCAAAAAGUAUUUUUAAAAACUAGAUAGAACUCGACACCAACGGCGUCGAUGGGGAUGCCUCCACCUGGUAGACUACACGCCUCAUUAAGUUGUGAUUUGGGGAUGGACAUCUGACCUCACAGUAAUCUUGACCUGUGACCUUUUAACCUCAAAAUCUAAUCAGUUAAUGUUUGUCUCCAAGUGCACAAAUGGUGAAAGUUUGGUGAAAUUCCUUUCAUUUGCCUUGGAGAUAUUGUGUUCACAAGGUUUUCGGACAGACAUUUGACCUCACAGUGACCUUGACCUUAGACCUUUUGAUCUCAAAAUCUAAUCAGUUCAUCUU